Porites evermanni is the source of this 821-nucleotide messenger RNA. The record is from the annotation of a GenBank genome assembly. Lineage: Eukaryota; Metazoa; Cnidaria; Anthozoa; Scleractinia; Poritidae.
AUGGCAAUGACCCCGGAAAAUGCCGUCCCGUUUCCUGACAACAUCAAGCCUCACAUCAGUACAUGGCUUACUUGGGACAACAUCGACAGAUUAGAGGAAACACUCUCAGGUGGGGAGAUGUUGCAUAGAGUUAAUGGCAUUGCAAUACAAGCUCGACAAAUGUCUUCGAACGUCAUGGUUCUAGGAUUUGCAAACGUCUUCCUGGUGUACAUGCUUUCCCUGGAUGUGAUAGUGUCAGCCCAUUUUCUGGAAAGGGAAAACUGAUGGCGUUAAAGUUAGGAAAGCGACGUCCUGCAUACCAAGAUUUAUUCCAACACCUUGGCGUGGAAUGGAAAUUAUCGGAUGAGCUAUUUGUGCGUCUUCAAGAGUUCACAUGCGUGAUCUACUCUUCAAAUCCUGGAACUAAUGUUAACUUGUUGGGUUACCGUCUCUUGUGCGCCGGGAAAGGAGAGUUAGAGUCGCACCAGCUUCCACCAUGCCAGGACACGUUACGAAAGCAUUGUGAGAGAGCAAACUAUCGGUCAGCAAUAUGGCGCAGGACUCUUCAAAGUUCACACCAAAUCCCAUUGCCCAUUGGCUCUGGAUGGUACCUAAAGGAUGGUAAAUUGACUAUUGACUGGAUGAGUGGGGAACCGGCGCCCAAGGCUGUAUUUGAGCUCCUAUCCGGCCAGUGUAAGAGAGUCUACCAGUUGCCAAGCUGUACCUGUCUCGCUAACGGAUUGCAUUGCAAUGACAUGUGUCGGUUACAGGAGUGUACAAACCAGCCAGAGGAAGCUACAGAGGAUUUAACUGCAGGUGAUGUUGAAUGUGAAGAUGAUUAA